CGCCUCCACGCGAGUCCCUCUCGUGUCCCCUCUCCCCACCCCCAGCUCGGCCGCCUGCCGCUUUGUUCCGGGCGCGCCGAGGGAAGGCGAGGCUGCGGCGGAUCAUGCCCAUGGUGUAGCCGCCAAGUGGAGGCAUGGCUGCCGGAAGGUUACUGCUCUACACGGGACUCUCGCUAGCGCUCUGCGCCCUCGGCAUGCUGGCCGUGGCCAUCUGCUCGGACCAUUGGUACGAGACGGACGCCAGGAAGCACAGGGACAGGUGCAAGGCCUUUAACACCCGCCGGGUCGAUCCUGGCUUUAUUUACAACAAUAACAACAACUUGCCGCUCCGGGCGAGCCGCUCCCGCCUGGACCGUUGGGAGGGCAAACUCCUCCGGGCCCGGAAUCGCCGGCAGCUCUUCGCGAUGAGCCCUGCGGACGAGUGCAGCCGGCAGUACAACUCCACUAACAUGGGCCUCUGGAGGAAGUGUCACCGGCAGGGCUUCGACCCGGAGAUCGCCGCCCUCAUUCGGAAAGGAGAAAUUGACCGAUGCACGUACAUCAAAUACCACUACUCCUCAGCCACCAUCCCCAGAAACCUCACUUUCAAUAUCACGAAGACCAUCCGUCAGGACGAGUGGCAUGCCCUGCACCUGCGCAGAAUGACGGCCGGCUUCAUGGGUAUGGCGGUGGCCAUCAUCCUCUUUGGCUGGAUCAUCGGUGUGCUGGGCUGCUGCUGGGACCGGGGCCUUAUGCAGUAUGUGGCAGGGCUGCUCUUCCUCAUGGGAGGAACCUUCUGCAUCAUUUCACUGUGCACCUGUGUGGCUGGGAUCAACUUUGAGCUAUCACGCUACCCACGCUACCUGUAUGGACUUCCUGACGACAUCAGCCAUGGCUAUGGCUGGUCUAUGUUCUGUGCAUGGGGGGGCCUGGGCCUCACACUAAUCUCGGGAUUCUUCUGUACCUUGGCCCCUUCUGUCCAACCUGUCCCGAGGACCAACUGCCCUAAAUCCAGACCCGAGAAUGGGACAGUGUGCUAAAAAAAAAAAAACCCAUGCAUAUAUAUAUAUAAAUAUAUAUAUAAUAUACAUAUAUAAAACAAAACUAAAUCAAGAUGAUGCCAGUGCCAAGGUAGAGUUGAGCUGGCUCAGGCACCUGCAUCUCGCCGGACUUUGUGUUGCCUCAUCACUGAGAUGCGGAAAGUAUCCCCAUCCCGUGGCUCUUCCAUCAAUUCUUGACUUUCGGCUUCAUGAUUUCUUGAAGACAGAGCAAACACCACCACUUGCGAUAGCAUCUUGAUCCCCAUCACUCACAAGGACGGGGUGGUGAAGGGACAGUGGCCGUGGUCUGAGGGAGUGCGGAUGUAGAGAAAGAAGUUGCCACCACCCGCUGGGCCUGCAGGAGAGGACGCCACCCCCCCGCCAGUCAUAUCACAGGCAAACAAAGCCCUUAGGUCAUAGAAUGGAACGACACCGUUAAGGCCAUUUUCAGAAUCGCUUCUCCUGCUCUUCCUGUUUUGAUUUCCUUCCUGGCCCACCAGCGACACACAAGGAGUAGAAGAGAAAACAAACGGAGAUGGACAUUUUUCUCUUUGCUGCCAAACUUUUGGACAAAGUUUCAGAGGUGGGAAGGGGAGCGAACAUGCUGAGAGGCAAGGUCUGCAUCAGCGAGAGGACCCAUCAGUGGAUGCUCAGAGACCCAGUCUUACCUUCCAGCUGCCUUACACCCAGUGAAAAGGAAGCCGCCCUGUCCCCAGCCCCUGCACUCCCUGGGCAGACCGGAGCCUUGGAGCAAUGCUGUGAUAUGUGUGUGUGUGUGUGUGUGUGUGUGUGUGUGUGUGUGUGUGU
This is a messenger RNA of Nycticebus coucang (slow loris), 1826 nucleotides long. RefSeq names its product transmembrane protein 178B (gene TMEM178B). The coding region runs from base 135 to 1019 and encodes 294 amino acids. The record is from RefSeq and is a predicted model, not a curated record. NCBI's taxonomy places the organism in Eukaryota, Metazoa, Chordata, Mammalia, Primates, Lorisidae. The transcript has 4 exons. Gene Ontology annotation, cellular component: membrane.